GCGACAGACUGUGGGCUAAGUUUGUCCGCCCUGGCUUCCCAUCACGAGUCGACGGGGCUUUGUUUCAUUGAUGAACAACAACUGUCGGUUUCGCUUAAAAAAAUUCACACCAAAAGUACAGGCGUUAGAAACGGUCAAGCACGCUGUCUUGUCGUGACAUUUUUUUGGAUAAUUUGUAGAGACACGGCAAAAAGAGAGGAAGGGAGGGAGAGGGAAAGUGCGGACGACUCUAAAGUUGACACUCUGCUGUCAUUUUUGGUACUUGUUGAAUAGGCUGUUGUCGUGUGUACAUAACACAACACUGGAGCGUGUGUGGGCAGCCUGCUGGGAACAGAUCACAAGUUCCAAAAAAUCCCUCUCUCGUGUCAGGGUCUUCUGUAUCACCAUGAGUCAGUGACAGCACAGGGACAGUGAUGGCAGAGCUGGAGAUCGACCAGUCCAACCUUCCACGUGUCCAAGAAGUGUGCCAGUGUUUUGCUGUGCUGGAGGAUGGAGCUUUGGCACAUAACCUGCAGGAGCAGGAGAUCGAGCAAUACUAUACCACCAACAUCCAGAAGAACCAGCUGGUGCAGAAUGACAUCCGUGUAGCCAAGAGGCUGCAGGAUGAGGAGGAGGAGCAGCGGGCCCAGCAGAGCGCCAUCUUCAGGCAGACUUCCAGACAACUAGAGGAGCAAGACUUUGAGUACGCCCGUGUCAUUCAGGAUGAGAUCCAGCGGUGUGCUGAGGAGGCCCAGAGGAGGGAGCAGGAUGAUGAGGAAAUAGCUAAACGAAUGCAGGAAGAGGAAGAGCAGAGGAUCAGGAGGAGGAGCAGAGGGCAGGAGGGCCACAGUGAAGGAGUGGCACUACAACCAGAACAGGGUGAAGCAAGCCUGGACCUUGGGGAGUUGCAUCAGGUCCUACGAGAUGAAGAACUAGCCCGCAAGCUGCAGGACGAAGAGGAAAAGCUGGUCAGGAGGAGCUCCCAACCCUCUCCAUGUAGUUCUUACCCAGAGGGAGACUUCAGAGUGGCGCAGGUGGCGCAGGAUGAGGAAAUUGCACGUUUUAUGCAGAAGCAGGAAAUUAAAUCAAAGCGAAGAUCUCGUGAGCUGGAGGGGCCGGCGUCGUGGCGCGAACACAGAGCAAUGAUCAGUCACCAUGACAGACGAGCUGCAAGAGAGAGACAGUCUCCUUUGCCUCAGGUGCAGCGAGAGAGACUUGACUCAGAGGGCCUUCCUUCCCCCACUGAGGACUGCUCCCCAGAGAACCAGCCACCCAGUCCCACCUAUACUUUACCACAAACCCAGCAGAUCAGAAACAUUGCAGAGGAGCUGGACCCGACCUUCCAGGCCCGGAGGCAAGACACAGACAGCCUUCGAGUGGGACAAACAGGUCCAGCCUGUCAGUCGCUUCCCAUGCCACAUUCUGGCUUACAUGACUUCCUUGAGGAGCCUACUUUCAUCCCACCCACAAAGCGGCAAACAGAAAAAUCUGGACGCACUAAACCAAAAGAAAAGAAGGAAAAUUGCAAGCAACAAUAAUGUCCAGCACAGUGUCCUGUUGGAGUGCAACUUUAUAUCUUGUAACACUAAAUAUCAGUUCAGUUACAGAGUUCUCAUUACUUAUUACCUUAAGUUCUGCCCCCAUAAGCACUUUAAACCAGUGGAACAAAGAGAAAGAGCUGAGAGAAGUGACAUUUUAGAAUAUUUCUUGAUUAAGUGAAUAAUGAAAACACUUUGAACUCAUGCAUUUUAUAAUUUUCAAAGGGAAAACUGAGGUUUAUUGAGGUAUUGCUUGUGUUGAGUGUUUAAUUUAAACAGUAUACAUUUUUUUUAUUGUUAAGAUGAGUUUUAUUUGUCUUUAUUUAGCUAAUCAUUAUUUUGUCAGUAUCCAAAAUGUCAUGUUUGUUUAGACCUGCAGGUAUUUCUGCAGAAUUUUGUGGGGUUUUUUCCUUUUAUAUUGUACUGAAGAUUUAUCUCUACAGCUGAUUUACUGAAAGGAAAUAACCAAGGUCAAAUGAUUGGUUACUUCCUUAGUGUCAGUUUAGAAUUGCCUAAAUGCAGUGUGAUAUCUUGGGGGAUUUUUUGGUAGACGCCGUGAGCUGUACACUAUUUAGGACAUGGUAAUAACUCAUCCAUAGCUCUGACAAAACCAACAAUUGACUACCGAGAAGAGAAAACAAGAAGUUAUUGCAAUAACCUUUGAACCUGAGAGAUGUUGGUAUCAGCAAAGCUACGUUAAGACAUCCACAGUUGGUUUGUUGGCCAACUUUGUUUCAAAGCAGUUUGGCCAUACUGUAGUCCUGUUUACAGUAGCACAGUGACAAUCAAAUGAACGUAUUUAAUUCUUAUUUAAAUGGAUAUCACAUUUGCUAGAAAAAUACAUUACAGUUGUCAUAAUUUUAUGUUGAAGUGCUUUGUAAUAUCCAAAUGUAAAUAUAUCCAACUCAUGAGCAUGGAUCAUUUUGGAGCUUUCAACUGUAUUUCAAAGAUUCAAAAACUUUACAAGUGCAUCUUUAACCUUUGAUUAUUUGGUACAACGUCCAACUCAUGUUUUUGUAUAUUUUUGUCUGUGGGUUUUUAUCAGUCCAGAGCCAAUUAACAUUAUUGGUGGCACAGGAAACCUGCUCUAACAACAAGGAUAUGAUUUUACACACAUAUAACCAUUCUGUAUUCUGUUUUUUUGUUUGUUUGUUUUUGUAUGUUCAUAUUAUUCCCACGUUUAAAACAUGCUUCAUUUUCUACAUAUGAAAUAUGCCACUGCUUAGGUGGACCACUAUGAAUGCAAAUGUUAUGUAUAAAAGUGCAACAAAUAAAAAAAUAUUUUUA
Messenger RNA from Seriola dumerili (greater amberjack), 2804 nucleotides. It is a transcript of the gene ccdc187, whose product is annotated as coiled-coil domain-containing protein 50-like. Bases 414 to 1517 code for a protein of 367 amino acids. Lineage: Eukaryota; Metazoa; Chordata; Actinopteri; Carangiformes; Carangidae. The transcript has 12 exons. The record is from RefSeq and is a predicted model, not a curated record.